Molecule: messenger RNA, 731 nt
Organism: Exaiptasia diaphana
Lineage: Eukaryota; Metazoa; Cnidaria; Anthozoa; Actiniaria; Aiptasiidae
Exons: 4
Biological process (GO): signal transduction
Source: RefSeq, a predicted model, not a curated record
CACCGUGGGAUUCCUUACUGCAACAUACCCUGCUACAGUUUCUUAUUUGGUCCAGGAGGGUAUGGCCAUGGUGGCACCGAGUCUCAUAAAUAUCACGAUGAAGAGAAGCUUUCCCAAGCAGAGGUUGAUGCUUUAAGGAAUGAUAUAUUCCCAAGAUUACGAGGGUACAACACUUACUUUGAAAGCCGCAAGGCUCUGCAGUUAGCAUGUCGCGAGGCCAAUGGCCAGCUAAUCCUAGAAGGUGUCCUACGUGUUUAUUGGGGACUAAAAAACCCAGUUAUUCUUGCGAGCCACACUGCUGCAGACUGGAAGCGAAAACGAGCACUUUUGGACUCCCAGAAUGCUAACAUCAAGAGACAGGCUGUACUUAAAGAACGCAAAGAAAAUGAGCAGAGACCAAGAACAAGCACAUUAGAGAGAAUUCUAGCAAGAAGAAGGUCAAUCACUAAUAAGCAUACUAGCGAUGGUAGUAACCUACAGAAACGACCAAACUCUCCACAGACUAACUUAUCGAUAUCUGCUAGGGUAAGUUAUGUGCACACUUACUGUAGUGUUUUACAUAUUUGGAUUACCUGUGUAUGAGAAUUUAGAAUGUGUUUAAAAAAAACCCUAAAACCACCUUACCUUGCAUAAUACGCUUCUAAGUGAAAUGCUGUCAUUUUGUCUGGUUGAAACAAAAGUUUGACAGAAGAAAUCAUGUGAAUGACAGCUGUCAUUUCUUCAUUUGAUUG